CUUCAUGACGUUCUCGUCAUAUUCGCAAAAUAGCAUAAACAUGGCAGAGGAAAGUGGUGGGUCUAGCUGGUGGGGAACAUGGAGCUCUGCCACAGAAUUAUUAUCUACUGUUCGAAACAAGUCUGCAGAGGCUAUGACGAUGGUGAAACAAGAUCUUGCUGAGUUUGUCAGCACUGUUCAGCAAGACACAUCAGCUGUGGUGGCUGAUACAGCUAAUGCUGUUAAAGAAAGUCUCAAGGUAGAUGAAGAGGAAGAACAAGAUGGCACUUCAGCUCGUUUAAAACAAGGUGUGUCCAAAUUUCUUGGAUCCUUGUCUACCAGCUUGAGAGACAACAUCUCUCAUGUUGCCACUGCAGCAGCAGCAGUCACAUCUGAUGGUCCUGAGCCAGUUUUCGACAAAAAGCAGGCACGCCUUCAUGAAAUUCAAACAGACCCAGCUACAUUUUGCUCAGAACCAAAUGGUCAUUUAGGGAUGUUUGAAGAAUGGUGUAAAACAUUUGACCCUGAUGAACACAAAGGAGAAAUCUCUGAGCUGCUGGUCAAUGUCCCAGAGAUCAGGGCACUGUAUGCUAAGUUGGUGCCAAGUGCUGUCACUCAUGUUCUUUUUUGGCAAAGGUAUUUCUACAAAGUACAUCAACUUCAGCAGGAAGAAAAGAAGAGAGCUGCACUUGUUGCAAGGGCAAACCAAGCAGAUGAUGAGGAUCUAGGUUGGGGAGAUGAAGAUGAAGAUUUGUGGGAUUUAGAUGAGCCCCCAGUGGAAAUUCAACCCACAACUAAACCUGAACGCAACAGAGACCCCCUCCCUGAUGAAAAUCCUUUAAGAAAUGUGACACAAGAACCUGCGAAGGCUGAGAAGUCCGGUGAAAUCACAGCUAAUAGUAAAGAGAAAAUGAACCUGUCUGGUGCUGUAGCGGAGGAACAAGAGGGAACUGUUACCACGUCCUCGCCUCGAAGUGAGAAACUGAGUGAAGAGAAAAGUUUAGGGCUGGAGGUUAAACAAAGGCCACAAGAAAUUGCUAUUCACAAAUCAGAGGAAGUACCUUCACAAAAAGCUGAACAGACUGAACCAACUCAACCAAAUAAUCAAGAUAUAUCUAACGAUCAACACGAACUGGCUUCUUCAGAGCCGUCAGGAGCACAGCCUGAAGGUAUAGCAAACGACAAAACAGCUGAUGAUGCGCGUCAAACAACUUUACACAAACGUGAUAACAGCAGCGGCUCUGGUGACAGUUCGUGGUCAAAAAUUAGUUAUGAAGACCUUAAGACUGAUGGAGAUAAAGGAGCUGAUACCAAAGAAACUGGAGCCGGGUCUGGGAAGAGCUCCAUCUCCUCUGGCAGUGGGGUACUGGUGCCCAAUGUGGAUGACAAAGAUGUGGAUUGGGACGAUGGCAAUGAUGAUUUGGAUUUUAACGAGGAGAUGUCCGAAGAGGAAGUCAAAAGAAUAAUGGAAAGUAUGGCUAAUAAGAAACAAACUGCUGCUGAUGAUGGUGCUGCGGAUCUUGAUGAUGAUGACUGGGAGAACUGGGACUAGCCGAGGAACCAAAAAAACAAAACGAAACAAAAAGACAAAUGUAGAGAAAAAACAAGGGAAACUUGGCCCGACUACUAGGAGGAGCAAGUUUACUAUUCUGAUAUUUUGUAAGAUGUUUUCAAAUAUAUUAUAUUAAGAGAAACACAGAAACUAAAAUUCUUAAGCAAGUACUUCUCAUUAAGACAUGCAAACAUACCUAAUCUACCUGGGGACUUUAAAGAAGGCGUUUUUUUUUUUACGCGGAUAUUGUAACAAGGUUUGCUACGCUUACUCCUCUAAGCUGUUUUCUAUUUUUAUGUUCUAUUUUUUUUCGGGGGAAGUGGAUAAGAAUUUGAGAAACAUAACUGCAAACAAAUUUCGUGUUAUUUCGGUCAAGAAGAUUAGGUUAUCAGAGAAAUCAAGAUUAAAAUGUAUUUACUGCAAGACAGUUCUAAUAAGUGCUGUGUCAUAAAUGGAACAAGUGUCCUAGCGUUCCCCGUUGA
Molecule: messenger RNA, 2013 nt
Organism: Pocillopora verrucosa
Lineage: Eukaryota; Metazoa; Cnidaria; Anthozoa; Scleractinia; Pocilloporidae
Product: BSD domain-containing protein 1-like
Cellular component (GO): cytoplasm
Source: RefSeq, a predicted model, not a curated record